Pleuronectes platessa (European plaice) is the source of this 1163-nucleotide messenger RNA. It is a transcript of the gene snrpf, whose product is annotated as small nuclear ribonucleoprotein polypeptide F. Lineage: Eukaryota; Metazoa; Chordata; Actinopteri; Pleuronectiformes; Pleuronectidae. The record is from RefSeq and is a predicted model, not a curated record. Gene Ontology annotation, molecular function: RNA binding. The transcript is spliced from 4 exons. Gene Ontology annotation, cellular component: catalytic step 2 spliceosome; U1 snRNP. Bases 150 to 410 code for a protein of 86 amino acids. Gene Ontology annotation, biological process: spliceosomal snRNP assembly; mRNA splicing, via spliceosome.
AAAAAACAGAUCAUUCCUCGGAGGUCAGAGGUUCUACUUCCUGUUCGGCGGUAAAGCGUGUUCUUGUUUGUGAGCCGCUAACGUUACAGUGACGAAGCGAAGGAAUCGAACAUCUAACCACCGGGAGACGCGUUUGAACCGAAUUAAAGAUGAGUUUACCUCUGAACCCAAAGCCCUUCCUGAACGGCCUGACAGGCAAACCCGUGAUGGUGAAGCUGAAGUGGGGAAUGGAGUACAAGGGCUACCUGGUGUCUGUGGAUGGAUACAUGAACAUGCAGCUGGCGAACACGGAGGAGUACGUGGACGGAGCAUUGGCAGGUCACCUCGGUGAAGUGCUCAUCAGGUGCAAUAAUGUUCUGUACAUCAGAGGUGUAGAAGAAGAAGAGGAGGACGGAGAAAUGAGGGAGUGAUGUUGGCGUCUGGGGGCGACUGCUCCUCGUAGAGUUGAGUUAAUCUGUUUGUGUUUUCACCAUGUGAAACAUUGGGGGGGGCGGGGGGGUCAUGAAGGGGUGUGGCUUUUCAAGCAGUUUUGAAAAUGCUGUUCUUUUCUUUUCUUUUCUUUUUUACUGUAUAUGGAUUUUAUGUUGUGACUUUGUGAUACAGACACAAUAAAGUGAUUAUUGUACCAUUUCUUAAACCUGAUGUUAAUUCUUGUUUAAAGCCACAAGUUUCAUUUUGUCUCCAAUUAUUACACUGAACGAAUUUAUCGAUAAAUCUGUUUUCCUUAUUGAAACAUUAAAUAUAAUCUGUGACAUGAUUCAACCGGAAAUCUGUGAGUGAAACAAACACUUCCAACUUAAACUCUCACUUCAUUAUACAGUUUUUGUAUUUAUUGCAAUUUUCUGUAUUUCUGUGAGACACAUCCUCGCAUUUGCAAACUGUAACGUAUAAUAGUCUUUAUUUAAAUCCUUCCAGACUCUAUCAAUCAACUUAAUUACCAUCAGUGAUAUUACAAGACAGGAACAUAAAGAGCAGCACAUGGAAUAUUGAAAUUUCUUCUCAUUUUGGGGCUACUGUAUAAAUACAUUUGUAUUUCAAGUUUUUCAUCUAUUUUCAUUACCACUGAAAGUAACUUGUAUAUUAACAUGGCUGUUUUGUUGUUUUUAUAUACUCUGUACAAACAUUAGACUGGUUUGAUGAAAUUAAAGUAAUAAAAACAGCAA